Molecule: messenger RNA, 585 nt
Organism: Strongylus vulgaris
Lineage: Eukaryota; Metazoa; Nematoda; Chromadorea; Rhabditida; Strongylidae
Source: the annotation of a GenBank genome assembly
UCCGUAUUGAGAAAAUACAAUUCGCAAAAACUCGCGAUGAUUUACCUCUUUGUCUAUUUGAUUCUGCAAUUCUUAUCUUCCAUUUACCUCCUCAUCCAAUGUGGAGGUAAAAAGAAAGCCAAGAAAGAGGAGCCUAAGCCUGCUCCACCAGCAAAACCAGCUGAGAAGCCGAAGGAGGGAGAGAAGAAAGAAGGAGAGAAGAAGGAAGGAGAGAAGAAGGAAGGAGAGAAGAAGGAGGAAGAAAAGAAGGAGGGUGAGAAGAAAGAGGGAGACAAGAAAGAAGAGGAGAAGAAAGAAGGAGAAAAGAAAGAAGAAGGGAAGCCAGAAUCAUCAAAGCCCGAGGAAAAGAAGAGUGCUGAGAAGGAAAAGGAAGAGAAGAAAGAGGGAGAAGAGAAGAAGGAAGAAGGUGAAAAGAAGGAGGGAGAAGAAAAGAAGGAAGGAGAAGAAAAGAAGGAAGGAGGAGAAAAGAAGGGAUCGGUUCGCAUAACAUUAUCUCUUUCAAUAACGCAAACUCUAAAAAGAUUAGAAGCCGUUAGGCUGCUUGCAUCCUUCCUCGUUGUUUGCAACCGGAAUUUUGCGAUAUAG